ACAACAAGAGGCUGCCCAUAGGGAGAUGUGUUAUCACCCCUGCUAUGGAGUCUGGUCGUAGACGACCUGUUAGUACUACUAACGAACAAUGGGAUCCGCUGCCAAGGGUAUGCGGACGAAAUUGUAAUUAUAGCAAAAGGUAAAGACGAAGACACUCUCUGUGAGCUAAUACAAAGAGGUCUAAACCUGGCGAAGAGGUGGUGUAUGGAGGUUGAAUUGAAUAUCAAUCCCUCCAAGACGACCUUAGUCCCGUUUACGAGACGCAGGUCCCUACCUGGUCUCAUUAAUCUCACACUUGGGGGCAGAAGGAUAGGGCUUUCAGGAAAGCCCUCAACCUCCCCUCUAUCCCCGCCAGGGGCUUGCAGCAUGUAAACCUGACCUUGGUCAAAGCAACAAAAGCUUUAAUGGUGUGCAAUCGGCUGGUAGGAAAGUCCUGGGGCUGUAAGCUGAGGCUCGUUAGGUGGUUGUAUACCAUGAUAGUUCGACAAAUAAUCACAUACGUGGCGGUGGCCUGGGCCUCAAUAGCAUCGCAGACUUCGGUAAAGACCAAACUAUCGAAGCUGCAGCAGCUAGCCUGUGUCUGCAUGACGGGCGCAAUGCGCACUUAUCCAACGGCGGCACUGAGGUUCUGCUGGAACUUACUCCGCUUCAUUUGGUUAUUGGUCAGGUAGCCAAGCACACAAUUCUGCAAAUAAUGGCAGAGGGGGUUGGGGCAAUGGCAGGGUAAUCUCGUCCCAGAGGAUGAAAAAGAUAAGUGGCGAUAUACCAACAGCCCUCAUCCCGAGGGACAGCUUGGUAGUGCUGUUAACUUCAAGAAAAAGUUUAAGGUCACCCUCGGCAGCAAAGGGGAGUGAAAUGACUCCAAUCUCGAGCUGAUGUUGAGGAAUAGCAUGCUGAGGUGGUACACCAAUGGCUCGAAAAUGUCGGAGGGAAUCGGUGCAGGGAUCGCGGGCCCACGCACUAAGCUCUCCAUACCCAUGGGAGAGUUCCCAAGCAUUUUCCAGGCAGAAGUUUUUGCCAUAAGUCGGUGUAUAGAAAUAAACCUCCAUCGCAACUAUUGCAAUGAGCAAAUAGCCAUUCUCAGCGAUAGUCAAGCGGCGCCAAAAACGAUCUCCUUUUACGAAAUCAAAUCGCAAUUAGUACAGAAGUGCAGGGGAAGGCUGAACAGCCUUGCAGAACGUAACCAGGUACACCUAAUUUGGGUGCCUGGUCAUAGAGGUAUAGCCGGUAAUGAACCGGCGGACGAGCUAGCCCGCUCCGCAGCCUCCACCAGAAUGAUGGGACCCGAACCCUUUAUCGGGGUAGGUCCUCAUACCAUAAAGGAGCUACUCCGCAAGGAAGAAGGAGUGGGCAGGGAAGAGCAUUGGCAGCAAACACGUGGUAUGAGACAUGCCAACUUGCUAAUUGGAGGAUACAACUUGAGUAGGUUCAAGGUUGUAAUAAACCUCCUUAGGAACAAACUCAGGCUACUGGUCGUAUGGUAUACCGACCACUGCAAGUUGAAUAGGCAUUUGUACAACAUGGGCCUAUCAUCUUGCGAAAACUGCCGGUUCUGCGACUUGGAGCCUGAAACCCCGGAACACCUGCCGAUCGACUGCACAGCAGUCAGUAGACGCAUGCUUAAGGCCCUUGGAUCAAUGUUUCCGGAUAGGGAUCGCAUAGCCUCAUUAGCGCCCGGAAGUCUAUUGAACUUCAUCAAUGCGCUGGGGUUAGGUGAGUCGCGGUGCACUCCUCAUAUUCAAUCAAUCAAUCAAUCAGUAUCAAUUAGUAUAAAAGAAUUGAACCAUUUCAACCGAACCGAACCGCGGUUAAGGAGUACUCACAAACCGGUUCUUGAACAGGCACAUUUUUUUUCUCAGUGGCUUGAAUCACUAAACCGAACUGCGUCGAUUUUUGCAGCGGUUUGCAGCCCAGCACACUGGUCGAUAAAUAAACAAAUAAAAGUUUGAAAUAUACCACUGUUUGUAUCAAAGCUAUUUCUUAAAAAAACAAUAAAACUAACGGUAAAUACAUUUUCAAGCUCCUUGCGUACAGCUGCAACCGAAACCAUUGGUUUUCGGAAAAUGCAAAAGAACAGCUGAUACGACGAGAAGUGCCGUGUUGCAGCGAAGAGAAAACAGACUGCCUACCUCGCAACGUGUGCGGGAUGGGAUAGACACCGUGAGUAGAGGAGAGAAACGAGACGCAUUUGCAGAAAAGCAAAGAGCUUGGUAAGCUAGCCGACAGGGUAAUGCUCGAAACUUCUACGAAAAACUGCGGCGGUCAAAGGUGAUCCAGUGAUCAAUGCCCAGAGCAUGCUAAAAUUAUGGAGGGAACACUUCUUCAGCCUGCUGAAUGGCAGUGAAAGUAUAAUGCCAGGAGAAGGCAAACCCUAUUCCCUAAUCUAUGACGUUGGAGCAGACGUUCCAUUGCGGGGGCCGAUUGAUUGCCGGCCGAGCUAUUCAAACACGGCGGCGAAGAACUGAUAAGCAGCAUGCUUCAGCUUCUUUUGUAUAAUAUGGUCGGACGAAAGCAUGCCCAACGAUUGAAAUUUAAAUGUGCUCUGCACAAAUAUCUCCUCUCAUGAAACAAUCAGGCGUCGCACUCGCGACUUAGCUCUCACAUCACUGUUGACAGUCAUAACUUUGAAGUUGUAGAUAGUUUCGUAUAUUUGGGAACCAGCAUAAACACCACCAACAAUGUCAGCCUGGAAAUCCAACGCAGGAUAACUCUUGUCAACAGGUGCUACUUCGAACUGAGUAGGCAAUUGAGAAGUAAAGUCCUCUCUCGACGAACAAAAACCAAACUCUAUAAGUCAGUCAUAAUUCCCGUCCUGUUAUAUGGUGCAGAGGCUUGGACGAUGACAACAACUGAUGAGUCGACGUUGCAAGUUUUCGAGAGAAAAGUUCUGCGAAAGAUUUAUGGUCCUUUGCGCGUUGACCACGGCGAAUAUCGCAUUCGAUGGGACGAUGAGCUGUAUGAGAUAUACGACGACAUUGACAUAGUUCAGCGAAUUAAAUGACAGCGGCUACUCUGGCUAGGUCAUGUUGUCCCAAUGGGCGAAUGGAGUACCCGCGGGUGGAAGCAGAGGAAGAGUAAGAAGGACCUGGCUUCGCUUGGAAUAUCCAGUUGGCGCCACAUAGCGAAAAGAGGAAACGACUGGCGCCCUGUUGUUAACUCGGCUAUAAUCGCCUAAGCGGUGUUUACGCCAAUAAAGAAGAGAACUCCUAUUUUUAAGUUUGUGAAAUGAUGCAUACUGCGAAAAUUUAUCUAUUGUUGUGAGAUACUGAACGUUUUUGUAUGGAAACCAAAUAUAUAUGUGAACUACGCCAUUAAAAUAC
This is a messenger RNA of Bactrocera neohumeralis, 3320 nucleotides long. RefSeq lists its product as uncharacterized. The record is from RefSeq and is a predicted model, not a curated record. Gene Ontology annotation, molecular function: nucleic acid binding; RNA-DNA hybrid ribonuclease activity. NCBI's taxonomy places the organism in Eukaryota, Metazoa, Arthropoda, Insecta, Diptera, Tephritidae. The transcript has 2 exons. Bases 876 to 1949 code for a protein of 357 amino acids.